Haemonchus placei is the source of this 1827-nucleotide messenger RNA. The record is from the annotation of a GenBank genome assembly. Lineage: Eukaryota; Metazoa; Nematoda; Chromadorea; Rhabditida; Trichostrongylidae.
AUGAGCUCUUUUGAAGGACCGAAUCGCGAAUCAAUUCAAGACAUGAGGCAAGACAAAAGAGGACCCACGCCAGUGGACCGCCUAGCUCGGAACCGCAAGGCAGUCGAAGAAAGAGAUCGAGUGGUUUCUUGCCACGAAGGAGAUCACCUAGUGCACAAUCCACGCCCCAGGAACAAGGGGGACCGUCCAAUGAUGAAGAGAGAUCAGAACAAAGUAAACCUCCCAGUGAGGGACAAGGCCCCCAGGAACCAGGGAAACCUCCCAGUGAGGAGCAAGGUCCAGAGGGAACAGGGCGACCGUCAGGUGAGGAACCACAACGCGGCCGACGCAAGUUAUUACCUGGCGUCAUGCGACGAAAGAGAUCAACCAGCGCACAGCCUACACCGCAGGAACAAGUUGGACCGUCUAGUGAGGGACAAGGUCCCCAGGAACCAGGGAAACCUCCCAGUGAGGAGCAAGGUCCAGAGGGAACAGGGCAACCGUCAGGUGAGGAACCACAACGCGGCCGACGCAAGCUGUUACCUGGCGUCAUGCGACGAAAGAGAUCAACCAGCGCACAGCCUACACCACAGGAACAAGUUGGACCGUCUAGUGAAGGACAAGGACCCCAGGAACCAGGGAAACCUCCCAGUGAGGAGCAAGGUCCAGAUGGAACAGGGCAACCGUCAGGUGAGGAGCAACAACGCGGCCGACGCAAGCUGUUACCUGGCGUCAUGCGACGAAAGAGAUCAACCAGCGCACAGCCUACACCGCAGGAACAAGUUGGACCGUCCAGUGAGGGACAAGGACCCCAGGAACCAGGGAAACCUCCCAGUGAGGAGCAAGGUCCAGAGGGAACAGGGCAACCGUCAGGUGAGGAGCAACAACGCGGCCGACGCAAGUUAUUACCUGGCGUCAUGCGACGAAAGAGAUCAACCAGCGCACAGCCUACACCGCAGGAACAAGUUGGACCGUCUAGUGAGGGACAAGGUCCCCAGGAACCAGGGAAACCUCCCAGUGAGGAGCAAGGACCAGAGGGAUCAGGGCAACCAGGCGAGGAACAAAAACAUGGGAGACGAAAACUGUUAUCUGGCUUCGUGCCACGGAAGAGAUCAUCCAGUAAACGGCAAACAUCGCAACCACAAGAGAAACCGUCUGACGAUGAAGAAAGAGCCGUGGAGCCAGGGAGACCUCCCAGUGAGGAACAAGGACCUCAAGAACCAGGAAAACAACCCAGUGAGGAGCAAGGACCAGAGGGAUCAGGGCAACCAUCAGGUGAGGAGCAACAACGCGGCCGACGAAAGCUGUUACCUGGCUUCAUGCCUCGUAGGAAAUCAUCCAGUAAACGGCAAGCAGGGAGAUCAACUAGCGGAGAGCCAACACCCAUGGAACCAGAGAGACAUUCUGCUGAGAAAGAAGGACCGCAGGAAGCAAGAAAGCCAACUAGCACCGAGCAAACACCAGAAAGGCAACAGAAGAGAGGUUCACGUCGAAGGAGAUCGUCUGGAUUUUUGCCGAAACCACUGCGGAGAAGGUCAUCAAGCGCACAACGCCCACCAAGCACAGAUCGUUCCGGAUCCACUGCUACCCGCGCAUCGACGUCAAGAAUCAUGCGGAAAUGCCAGUGUCCAUUCCAUCAUGAUAUGGACCUGCAAGGAACCUCACCACACGCUGCUAUCGGUACGUUUAUGGGUUUAUUGUAACUGGUCCAGUAAAGCAGCUGCUGUAAAUUCCUGGAGCUCAGAUAAAGAAAUUCAGUUCUAUUUCAUGCACCCUUUUUUGUUACGGAGGGGGGGGGGGACGGAAUUUACAUGCGUCCGAGGAUACGCGCGGCACACUACGCGGUGA